CAGGGAUCAUAAAGAAACGCCUUUCUUGCUCCAAUAAAUAUCCCGAGAACCGUCGGCCGCAUCGAUGACCGUGGUGUAGCCCUAGUGGUCGACCGACCCCUCUUGAUCAUGUCCUUGCGCUUCUCCCUCUCCUCCUUGCCCCCCUUUCGUCGGAACGCUGUCCUCUUCCUGAUCCCCGCCUCGCGACCUCUCAUGGCGCCGACCAAGGUGGUCGCGGAGUACGCCAAGUCCGGCCGGUCCUCGUGCAAGAGCUGCAGUAAGGCGAUCGCGGCCGGCGCGCUGCGGCUCGGCUCCUCGGCCAAUGACCCGCGUGGGUUCGAUCUCGUCCGUUGGUUCCACGUUGAUUGCUUCCCGGCCGAGUCCCUCGCCCUUGCCGCCGCCGACGAGAUCGUCGGCUUUUCAUCUUUGAAGGACCACGAAAAGGACGCAUUGAGGAAGCUGGAGCCUUCCGCAUCAUCAAACCAAAUAACUGAAGAGGUCCAUAAAAGAUGUCGUGGUGCAUAUGUGAAGAUGGAGGCAAAGAGUUCAAAGAAACCAAAGAUCUGCAUUGCGGAUGAAGCUGGGAGUGAAGAUUUGGUGGAAGAGAGACCAGAGGGACAAAAGGCUGGUUCUCAUCUAUCUGUAAAUGCAAAACACAAUUUCCUACAGAUGGAUUUUCAUAUUUCUGACACCAAAGAUAGGUACAAGGAUGCCACACUACCACCAAAAUGGAUAGCCUUUAGGACAAUAAUUUUUAAUGAGAAGGAAGAUGGCUUCCAUGAUUCAGAAAGAAUUGCUGCAUUUGAUUUUGAUGGUUGUCUUGUGAAUACAUCUGUGAAAAGAAUUGGUCCUGAUGCUUGGUCUCUUAUGUAUCCAUCAAUUCCAGAGAAAUUGCAAGAACUAUAUAAGGGUGGCUACAAGCUGGUUAUUUUUACCAAUGAAUCCAAUAUUGAGCGUUGGAAGAACAAGCGACAACAAGCAGUGGAUUCCAAAAUAGGACGGCUUGAAAACUUCAUCAAGUGUGUUAAAGUACCAAUUCAGGUAUUUAUCGCUUGUGGGCUGGGGAAGAACAAGGAUGGGACUGAUGAUCCUUUUCGGAAACCACAACCAGGAAUGUGGAAACUAAUGGAGGAACACUUCAAUUCUAGCAUUGCAGUCGACAUGGAUCAAUCCUUUUAUGUUGGUGAUGCAGCAGGAAGAACUAAUGAUCACAGUGAUGCAGAUAUAAAAUUUGCCAAGGUGGUGGGAUUGAAAUUUUACGUUCCGGAAGAGUUCUUUGGAGCAUAAGAUGACCUUUCCAUCUGCCGCCUCAACUUUUUGUGGGCAUAUAUACUUUUUCUUGGUAGACUAGUGUGGACACCAUGGGCGAUGUACUUACUGUGUGGUAGUAUGGUUAAUCUUCUCGGUUGGCUCAUUGGAGCCAAUUUAUCUGGUGGCUGCAGAACAAGCAGCGGAUUCUCUCAAAAGAUUGAUCUCAGUCAGCGUCAACGUUCUGUUCCGCAUGCAAUGUAUUCACAAUCGUGUCUUUUUUAUUUAUUUAUUUAUUUUUUCUUUGACCGCCCUUCCCCUCCAAA
Messenger RNA from Musa acuminata subsp. malaccensis (wild Malaysian banana), 1553 nucleotides. RefSeq names its product polynucleotide 3'-phosphatase ZDP. The record is from RefSeq and is a predicted model, not a curated record. Gene Ontology annotation, biological process: DNA repair. Gene Ontology annotation, molecular function: double-stranded DNA binding; polynucleotide 3'-phosphatase activity; zinc ion binding. Lineage: Eukaryota; Viridiplantae; Streptophyta; Magnoliopsida; Zingiberales; Musaceae.